Messenger RNA from Grammomys surdaster, 1689 nucleotides. It is a transcript of the gene Snapc1, whose product is annotated as small nuclear RNA activating complex polypeptide 1. The transcript is spliced from 10 exons. The record is from RefSeq and is a predicted model, not a curated record. Gene Ontology annotation, cellular component: snRNA-activating protein complex. NCBI's taxonomy places the organism in Eukaryota, Metazoa, Chordata, Mammalia, Rodentia, Muridae. Gene Ontology annotation, molecular function: sequence-specific DNA binding. Bases 18 to 1199 code for a protein of 393 amino acids. Gene Ontology annotation, biological process: snRNA transcription by RNA polymerase III; snRNA transcription by RNA polymerase II.
CCGGUCCCGGGGUGAGCAUGGGGACUCCCGUGGGCGCCGCCUCCCGUCCCACGGGCGCUGGAAACCUUGAAGGCGUGGGGACCCCUCCGGGCCUGCAGACUGACUGCGAGACGCUGCUCAGCCGCUUCCAAGAGAUGGACAGCGUGCGCUUCGAGGACUUUGCGGAGCUCUGGCGUAGCAUGAAGUUCGCGACCAUCUUCUGUGGCAAAAUGAGAAAUUUAAAAAAGAACAUGUUUGCAAAAGAAGCUUUAGCUUUGGCAUGGCGCUACUUUUUGCCUCCACACACAUUCCAGAUCAGAGUUGGCGCUCUGUAUCUUCUGUACGGGUUGUACAACACACAGCUGUGCCAGCCAAAACAGAAGAUCAGGGUUGCCUUGAAGGAUUGGGAUGACGUCAUCAGAUUUCAGCAAGACUUGAUAAAUGCACAGCAUUUCGACGCAGCCUUUGUUUUCAGGAAGCUUCGGCUUGACAGAGCCUUCCACUUCACAGCGAUGCCUAAGCUGCUUUCAUGUAGAAUGAAGAAAAAAGUUCAACAAACUGAAGUGACACAAAAAUUUAAGGACCCAAAUGAUCGUGUAAUGAAACUUAUCACUUCUGAUGUAUUGGAGGAAAUGCUGAAUGUUCAUGAUCAUUAUCAAAAGAUGAAGCAUGCUAUUUCUGCAGACAAGUCCAUGCCAGACAAAGCUCUCAGUCUGGUAAAGGAGGAGUUUUUCGACAACAUUAAGAACAUAGUUUUGGAGCAUCAGGAGUGGCACAAGGAAAGGAAGAAUCCUUCCUUAAAACCCAAACUUAAAGAUGGAGAAGUGAAUGGCGAAGGCACUUCAGAGGAGCCGGAGAGAUGUGAAAGAGCAGUGUCCUUAGCGAAAAUAAAAGCAAAGGCGUUUUCAGCUGUUGCCCAGAUGUCCAAGUCCAGGAGGCAUCGGCAGUCCAAGCUUGACUCUUCUGACUCUGAUUCUGGGUCUGGACAAGUACAAGGCAAAGCAGCUAAGAGAAAGAGAACCAGAGAACCAGCAGAACCAGCAGAACCAGCCGGAAGGAAGAGGUCUUCCAGGAGUAAAGGUAGUAUUCCGAAUGAACGUAAGGAAGAAAAGUCUUUACGCCUGAGUAUGCCUGUUAUUACAGAGGAGGAGGAGGAAGAGGAGAUGGAUGGCUUCAGCAAAGCAGAGUUUACUGCACCCAAGAGGAAGAGAAAACAUUGAACCAGGAGGCUGGUGGAGUUUUAAAUUUUGAGCUUUCCAACAGAAGAAAUGGUGUUAUUUUGUGUUGUAAGCAGGAAGCAGCCAGUGAAGACUAAAUCUGAGAACAAGAUCAUUUCUGUGAAAUGGGAGAGCCUCUCAUAGGCCAAGAGUUGGAGCAAAGGUUUACUCUGAAGCUUAAUUUUAACAUUUUUGUUAAAAUUGUUAAAGGUCUGUAUGAGUGGAGAUAAAGUUUCUCUUACCUUUAAAAUGUAAUAGAGAGAAUUAUGCAUUUGUGAGCUAAUACUUUCUCCUGAAAGUUUUUGUGCUAUCACCAUAAUAUAGUACUGUAAUGUUUAUGAUUCAGCUUUAAAACAUUGUUUUAAAAUACUGUUUAUAUAUAAAUGACUUGUAUCUGUCACCUAGCAAUGGAUUUGGCUGUGGUUUUUGUUGACUAUUUUGUGUUUUAUGAUUAAGUGCAAUAAAAAUUUUGCCCUCUUGUUCAGUCUUUUAA